UAUCCCCUGGGGGACCGGGAGCCAAUAGCGUCGCUCGACAACCCGGAAGGAACAGCAGCCCGAAUAGAGCGCCUGGAUUUCAAUUUCAGAACAGAAACGAAGACAUUGACAGGUCUGAUCUGAGGUCAGUGUCUGCCCCAGUAAGACCAUGAGUUUCUCCCCCACCCCCGUGGGCCCGACCGGCAGCCGUAGUGUCCAGGAGCAGAGGGAGAAGUGGGAGAGGAAGAGAACCCGUACAGUCAGGGCCCUGGUCCAAACUGAACAGAAAUACUGUAAACAACUACAACUAGUCAACACGUACUUUGUGGAGAUUCUGAAGGCCAAAGGCACCCUGAGGCAGGACAUUAGAGAAAGCAUCUUCAGUUCCAUUCCAUCCGUCUAUUCAGUAAACCAGACGUUGUUGGUCCGUCUGGAGAACGGGGACUUCGGCCGUGGAUUUGAUGACUUCUGUCCUCACCUCCACCACUACGUUACCUACGUAGACAACAUCCAGAACGCCAACAGGGUCCUGGCGCUCCAGGUAAAGAAGAACAAAGCCUUUAGAAGGUUUAAGAAGCUCCAGGAGUCCAGACCAGAGUUCCUCAACUGUAAACUAGAGGACCUCCUCCCACUGCCCAUACAGCGCAUCCAACAGUACGAGCAUUUCUUACGGGAUCUGUCAGAGAACACGAGUCCAGAUUACCCAGAGUUCCAACCGCUUUCAAGGUCGGUGAAGCUGAUCUCUGAGGUAUCCCAGCGUAUCCAGGACAACGCCCGCAGCCACGACAACCACCUGCAGCUGCGGCGGGUGCAGAGACUGCUGAAGGGGAGAAAGACCAAGGUGGAAGCUCCAGGACGCUGGUACCUGCGUGAGGGCUGGCUGCGUACCGUCCCCCCUAAAGGAGCAGAGGUCAAACCCAAGAUGUUCUUCCUGUUUAGUGAUGUCCUUCUCCAAGCCAAGCCCUGCCACCCUCUCCAUCCCACCAACGGAGAUAAGUUUGCUGGCCAGAGAGUCUACCCACUGAAGGACUGUACUGUGGACAAGGUGUUUGGGCACACCCAGAGCCAGGGCGGCCUUCUCAGUUUGACCUUCCCUAAAGCCAAGCUGCUGCUGAUGUCCAGCGACCAGGAAGAUAUCAACGACUGGUAUUACAGCCUGAGCUCUGCUGUAGGUCAGUUAAAGUCCAGGAACACAGUGGUCCAUCAGAGAGAUGAUCUGGUCAGGAGACCUCUACGCUGCUUUGUAGAGGACCAGAAGAACCAAACUACCCCCUCCACACCACCCACCACCCCAGGGAGGAAGAGGAUGGCCCCUCCUCCACCCCAGACCCCCUCCAGACCUACAGCUCCAGCAGAAGCAGAGGGCAGCGCCUCCAAGAGGAUGAAGCUGACUGGGGGGCCAGCUGAGAGUGAACCGGCCAGGUCAAGCUGUGUGAUCCUGUGAAGGACCAAGAACUUCAGAGAUCCUUGCUCUUUCACACAAACCAAUCAAGUCUGACAGAUAAGCGUUAAUGGGGGG
Molecule: messenger RNA, 1498 nt
Organism: Oncorhynchus gorbuscha (pink salmon)
Lineage: Eukaryota; Metazoa; Chordata; Actinopteri; Salmoniformes; Salmonidae
Product: rho guanine nucleotide exchange factor 39-like
Exons: 11
Coding region: 149-1423 (424 amino acids)
Biological process (GO): positive regulation of cell migration
Cellular component (GO): plasma membrane
Molecular function (GO): guanyl-nucleotide exchange factor activity
Source: RefSeq, a predicted model, not a curated record